UCAUUGAUCUGCAACCUGUUUUAGUUCCAAAAAGCUUCAGCUACAUCGAAGAACGAGUUUGAUUCUCCAUAGAUGGUAUCAGAUUAAUAGCAGCUUCCUCUUUGUUGUAAAACUUUGGUUUCUUAGCAUCUUCCCUUCCAUUGUGUUUACAAAAGUUAGCUGUCAUUUAAACAGCAGGACGACUCAUGGAUCAACAACAACAAGGUGAUAAGAAUCUGACAGUGUUCGUAGGACCCUGGGGAGGAAAUGGAGGAACCACUUGGGAUGAUGGGAUUUAUGAUGGUGUCCGUGAGAUCAGACUUGUUUAUGACCAUUGCAUUGACUCCAUCUCGGUGAUCUACGAUAAGAAUGGUAAACCCGCAAAGUCAGAGAAGCAUGGAGGUGUGGGAGGCAACAAAACAUCAGAGAUAAAGCUGCAAUACCCAGAGGAGUAUCUGACUGGCGUGAGUGGCUACUACUGUCCAAUGGUUAACAGUGGCACUCCUGUAAUCAGAUCAAUGACCUUCAAGAGCAAUAAACAAGUGUAUGGACCUUAUGGAGUUGAACAGGGAACACCCUUCACUUUCUCAGUCAAUGGGGGACGCAUUGUUGGUAUGAACGGUAGGAGUGGCUGGUACCUUGACUCCAUCGGCUUCCAUCUAUCACGCCCUAAAUCAACCAAGAUGAUCAACAAGCUCCGAAAGAAGAUUCACUGGCUCACAAGGAUAGUAGCAUGAUUUAAGCCCUUUGCAUAGAAUGUAAAACUAUACUCUACAAAUAAGGAUGUUAGAUGUAUCUUAGUCCAUGAGACCAAAAGUGACUGAGCAAAACACUCU
Molecule: messenger RNA, 815 nt
Organism: Arabidopsis thaliana (thale cress)
Lineage: Eukaryota; Viridiplantae; Streptophyta; Magnoliopsida; Brassicales; Brassicaceae
Product: Mannose-binding lectin superfamily protein
Exons: 2
Coding region: 186-716 (176 amino acids)
Molecular function (GO): carbohydrate binding
Source: RefSeq, marked reviewed